Molecule: messenger RNA, 357 nt
Organism: Letharia columbiana
Lineage: Eukaryota; Fungi; Ascomycota; Lecanoromycetes; Lecanorales; Parmeliaceae
Exons: 3
Coding region: 1-357 (118 amino acids)
Source: RefSeq, a predicted model, not a curated record
AUGCAGCAUUUCGGCGAACUUUGGCUUGCCGUCCUACUCCAAUUGUGUACUCUGACUUUGGCAGCACUACCGACAAUUCCCAUCAACGCCACUGAUGGACUUGAUCUGUUGUCCAAUUUCACGACUUUGACUUCAGCAUCCCUUUCCACCCUUCCUCCGGAUCCCUACCAAAUCCGCGUCUACAACACCCCUACCAGUCUAAUCCUCCACAACUACGGCCCAGCCAUCGAGCGCGUAGACGUCCUUGAUAUCCUUCUUCAGGGGCAAUCCGACGUCGUCGACGGCCUUGUGGCCAGCCAUGGUAAUGCACCAAUCCAACGGUUGGCAUUCACUUUCUGGUCGGGGAGUUGUAUAUGA